CCAUGUUCUUCUGAGUCAGGAUGACAGAUUGGCAGAAGAGAGUCAGGAACAAAGUCUGUGACUAAAAAAACGAUGGUUUAACUCUGCUUUUCGGAGUAUGACCGAGAGAUUAUUUUUUUUAAAGCCACGGAACGUUUAGGACGGCGGAGGGUUUUCGUUUUUUUUAAAAUUUGAAACAGAGUCGUUCCGAUUUUUACAGCGAGAUCGGUAUUUCCUAAUGUUACAGCGCGAUAUAUUUUGGUUUUCCAAUGGCGUAGGGACCUUUUAUAAAGGCAGAUCUUUUUACAUAUUUGGGGUCAAUGGGGGCCCUCCGAUCAAAUCUAUAACCACAUCCAGUCUGUUUUGAGAAACCUGCCUUUUAACGGGGGAAGAAAAAAAUACACACAGAAUAAAUGUGAAAUAGAAUAACACAUUUCAACAUUUCUUUCCUGCCUCUGAACGGAGAGUUGUGAUACCAACGGAAUUUAGUAACUAGGUGUUUUUGGACGUUUAACUGAUUGUCGAAGACUCAUAAUUUACAGUCUACUACGUUUAAAAGACAACGAAAUAGUAUUUAUUUCCUUCCGUGAAGCGCUACUGUGGAUGGAUUCCAAGAUGACAGGCUCUACCCCCGCGGACAUGAUUAACCUACGUCUCAUCCUGGUCAGUGGGAAGACGAAAGAGUUCCUGUUCACCCUCAACGACUCGGCCGCGGACAUCGCCAAACACGUUUACGACAACUGGCCAAUGGACUGGGAGGAGGAACAGGUUAGCAGUCCUAACAUCCUGAGGCUCAUCUACCAGGGCCGUUUUCUACAUGGAAACGUCACGCUAGGAGCUCUCAAAUUACCCUUGGGAAAAUCCACAGUGAUGCAUUUAGUUGCCAGAGAGACAUUGCCUGAGCCAAACUCCCAAGGUCAGAGAAACAGAGAGAAGACUGGAGAGAGUAACUGCUGUGUCAUCCUGUAAAUACCCACCUCCCUCCCUCUUUAAUCAUCCCCCCAUCCAUCCACCCCCAUCACGCCAUCCUGGAUCCCAACCAACACACUGGCUGUCCUGUCCUGCAGUCUCUCUAUCAUGCUGCUACACACACACACACACACACACACACACACACACACACACACACACACACACACACACACACACACACACACAGCCACACACACACACACACACACAGCCACACACACACACACACACAGCCACACACACACACACACACACAGCCCACCCAUUUAUGCUUUGUAUCUCACAUAGUGCAGCAAAGCAUUGACGUGCCUGAUAAAAACACACACGUUCUCCUGUGUGUGGAGAGGUUUCCCCCUCUAUCACUUCUGUCCUUAAAUCUUCCACUAGUUCAUGGAUGGAUAAACUACUGUUUUUUUUUUUUACCUCACCAAGGUUCCAACCAAUGACUGAAUAACAAACAAACAACAAACCAACCAACCAACAACCUCGUUGUUGUUUGGCCAUAAUAACAUGUCGUUGACUGUGUUUUGACAGUCAGUCCUUUGCUCCUUCUGUCAGAUCGCUCAUCCUUCCUGAACUAGGAGGAAGAAAGACAGAAUGUCCCUCCUCCAUCUUUCCUUUUCUCUCUGAACGAGGGUACUAGGAACAAGGAGGAAGAAAGACAGAAUAUCCCUCUUCCAUCUUUCCUUUUCUCCCUGAACGAGGGUACUAGGAACAAGGAGGAAGAAAGACAGAAUAUCCCUCUUCCAUCUUUCCUUUUCUCUCUGAACGAGGGGAAACAAAGACAGAAUAUCCAUCCCUCCUCUCUUUUCUACGACCAAAGUUUAGGGUGUCAAUCAAAAACACCUCUUUUAAACAUUGGGUAAAAUAAUAUGUUAAUUGUGUUAGAUAAUCCUCUAAGAAAACCAAUAGUCCAAACCUCACGAUUCGUUUUAAAAGUUAUUUGACUUUUUUUUUACCAUAGUAGGAUGGUCAGAAUUAGGGUGACUAAAAUCAACAGAGGCCAGAGAAACAAAAAGGGGUCAGAAAUCAUGAAAAUGCCACAACAUGGCGUCAGCUAGGCAAGAUGCUGUCUGAGAAUGGAAGGCUACCUGACAGGAUCACUUUUCCCCUUGAACUCAUCUUUUCUUUCCAAUCCGCAGGACAUAAAACCAUAUAGAAGCAAGAUAGAUAUCGGUUUUGAGACAUGACAUGUAGUAUUUUCAUAUUUUAGUGUACGCUUUUCAUAUUCAUUCAAAAUUUAUCUUUUUUUUUGUUCUUUUUUUUUUUUUAAAGAUUUUUGACAAAAAUGCAAACGAGUCUCUGAAAUGCCAACGGAGCACUUGGACGUAUACCAAGCUUUUAAAUAAAAAAUUAAAUAUUUUCAAAUCUUUUUGACAUUUAAUUCAGCUCGUGUCACGUCUAAUUUCGUUUUUUUUCUCGACCUGUAGAAACAACUUGGUAGACGACAACAACCACAACAUUUUAAAUCCUCAAAAGUUGUUACCACACUCGGCAGAGUGUUUAUUAUGGAUGGAUUAGGCUACGAAAUCAGACUUAAUAAUAAUAAUAAUAAUAUAUAUAAUGAGCGAUUCAGAACAUGAAUAAUCAUAUUUGUCUUGGUAAAAUGUAUUUUAUAACAUAAGGAAGUGAAAUUUCAUGACCAAAAGCGUGUUAGGACAUUCUUCAUAGUGUAGUUCUCAGUCUUGAACUCUACGAUAAGGUAAAGAAACCAAUCUGGAAUAAAGUGUUAUUUUCUCCUAAA
This is a messenger RNA of Salmo salar (Atlantic salmon), 2695 nucleotides long. RefSeq names its product ubiquitin-like protein 3. Lineage: Eukaryota; Metazoa; Chordata; Actinopteri; Salmoniformes; Salmonidae. The record is from RefSeq and is a predicted model, not a curated record. Gene Ontology annotation, molecular function: protein binding.